AUGAAGAUGCUUUGUAUUUUCCUGACCUUUGUCUUCACUGUAUCUUGUGGUCCAUCAGUUUCACAGAAAAGAACAAGAGAAAAAACAAGUGAAAUUGUACAGAGGAAAAGAGAAUGUACUCUUGUUCGUGGUGCUUGCAAGACGUCAUGUAACACUUGGGAAUAUGUAUAUAAUUAUUGCAGUGUUGAGCCCUGCUGUGUUAUACGGAAAUACGUAAAGCCAACUGCUAAAUACAACACAAUUAAAGCUUAUAAAGAUGUAAAUUCUAUUUCUACCAUGCUAUACAACACUACAGUGUACUAA
Hipposideros armiger (great roundleaf bat) is the source of this 303-nucleotide messenger RNA. It is a transcript of the gene DEFB113, whose product is annotated as defensin beta 113. NCBI's taxonomy places the organism in Eukaryota, Metazoa, Chordata, Mammalia, Chiroptera, Hipposideridae. Bases 1 to 303 code for a protein of 100 amino acids. The transcript has 2 exons. The record is from RefSeq and is a predicted model, not a curated record. Gene Ontology annotation, biological process: innate immune response. Gene Ontology annotation, cellular component: extracellular region.